ACAGGCUGCUGGGCUGCUCAGUAAGCGGAGAUCGGCGUCUAAAGAACCGCAGCGGCCUGCCGGUGGUGAAAAUGGCCGAAAACGGAGACAGUGAAAACAUGUCCGAUUUGGAAAGGAAAGUCUGCCAGCAAAUUGAGUACUAUUUUGGCGAUCACAACUUACCACGAGACAAGUUCCUACAGGAGAAGAUCAAGGUAGAUGAAGGCUGGAUACCUUUAGAAACAAUAAUCACAUUUAACAGGUUAAAUCGUCUGACAAAAGACUUUGAUACAAUUGUAGGCGCAUUAAGAAAAUCAAAGACAGGUCUUAUGGAAGUCAGUGAAGACAACACUAAAAUUCGAAGAUCUCCAAACAAACCUCUGCCAGAAGUCACUGAACAAUAUAAAAACUCAGUUAAAAGCAGAUCUGUCUAUAUUAAAGGCUUUCCAUUAGAUGCAACUCUUGAUAAUAUCAUGGAAUGGCUAGAUAAUAAAGGCAAAGUAGAAAGCAUUCAGAUGAGGAGGACACUUCAGAAAACCUUUAAGGGUUCAAUAUUUGCGGUCUUUGAUACUGUCGAAUCUGCAAAGCAGUUUGUGGAGAUUCCAGGCCAAAAGUACAGCGAUACAGAACUAAUUGUGCUCUUCAAGGAUGAUUAUUUUGCAAAGAAGAAUGAGGAGAAAAAACGGAACAGAUUGGAAGCAAAAGCAAAGGCCAAACAGGAAAAGGAAGAAAAACAGAAGCAAGCUGAAGAUGCUGAAAUGAAAUCCCUGGAGGAGAAGCAGGGAUGUUUGCUGAAAUUCUCUGGAGACCUUGAAGAUCAGACUUCCCGAGAAGAUCUCCAUGCAGUUUUCUCAGACCACGGUGAAAUUAAAUGGAUAGACUUUGUCAGAGGUGCAAAAGAGGGAAUCAUCCUAUUCAAGAGUAGUGCAAAAGAAGCCCUCAGCAAAGCCCAAGAAGCAAAUAAUGGGAAUCUGCAACUGCGAGCCAAAGAUGUCACAUGGGAGGUGCUUGAAGGAGACAUGGCCAAAGAAGCCUUGAAGAAAAUAAUGGAGGGACAGCAGGAACUGUUAAACAAGAAGAAAGGAAGAGGUCGGAAAGGAAAAGGCGGCAAAGGAGCUCGAGGCGCACAGGACAAAAAAGUGAAAUUUCUCGGGAAGAAGACAAAAUUUGAGAGUGAAGAUGAAGAGGAGGGUGACGACGAUGGUAUGACAGGGCCAGCAAGUCCCAAGAAAAGGCCAUUAGAAGACACAGAGCAAGAAGAACCUGCCGCGAAGCAGCUAAAGACAGAAAACGGUGCUGGAGAUCAGGAAUAAUACUUCAAAAAAGCAUUAAUUUUUUAUUCUACUUUUUAGAAGUUUUAAGUCAUUCCUUCAUUUGUCUUCUUUUCACUUGAGAAUCUAAUAAAAUCUACUUCGAUGUCCACCUGCAAAGGGCAAAGAAAAAAACUGAUUCAAUAGAAAUCACCCCCUCCCCUUCUGGAUACGUAGUCGAUCAUGCAAUUUUUUAUAUUUAUAAUUUUGUUAUACAGUCCGAGACUAAAGGGGAAGGUUUAUGCAGCUGUGUGUAAACUGUGUACAAAAGUUGUAUAAGUUGCAUAUAUCAAAUAAACCGCAGCAUAAGUGUCA
This is a messenger RNA of Gekko japonicus, 1604 nucleotides long. It is a transcript of the gene SSB, whose product is annotated as Sjogren syndrome antigen B. Gene Ontology annotation, cellular component: cytoplasmic stress granule; ribonucleoprotein complex; nucleus. Gene Ontology annotation, biological process: RNA processing; positive regulation of translation. Bases 72 to 1292 code for a protein of 406 amino acids. NCBI's taxonomy places the organism in Eukaryota, Metazoa, Chordata, Lepidosauria, Squamata, Gekkonidae. Gene Ontology annotation, molecular function: RNA binding. The record is from RefSeq and is a predicted model, not a curated record. The transcript has 12 exons.